Aphanomyces astaci is the source of this 1540-nucleotide messenger RNA. RefSeq lists its product as hypothetical. Gene Ontology annotation, molecular function: lipid binding; metal ion binding. The record is from RefSeq and is a predicted model, not a curated record. The coding region runs from base 50 to 1438 and encodes 462 amino acids. NCBI's taxonomy places the organism in Eukaryota, Oomycota, Saprolegniomycetes, Saprolegniales, Verrucalvaceae. The transcript has 2 exons.
AGACACCCCGUUCUCGGCGCAGAAAACAGUAUCGUCGGCCGACGCCAUCAUGUCGAGCGUGUUGGUGCCGCGGUCGCUAUUCCGUUGUGGCCCCCUUGCCGACUCGGAGACGGAGUACCUUCUGCAGCUGGCGUCUCAAGUGCCCAUCCAGGUGAUCCGACGUGCACAGCUCGACAACGGAAGCAUCCACUGGACGUUAGCCACGGACGACGCGGACGUGGUCAUGUACCAAGGCAACGACGCGACCAAUAUGGCCAACACGUGGUGCACGAUCACCGAGGUGCAGGCGACGUUGGAGGAAGCCGCGGCUCUGUUCGCAGGGGACACUCCGGUCGAGUACGAGCGCAACCACAAGGCGUUGGCGUCAGACGUCCUCGACUGCUACAAGUUGUACACGUUAAACCCGGAUGUCGGGGUGUAUUGGAGCGUGCUUCAGAGUCCAGCGCCAGCCCUCGCGAACCCCCGCGACUUUUGCUUUCUCCAGAGCCAAGGCGAGUUUGAACAUGCUGGUCACCGAGGGUUUGUCGUGGCCAAGAUGUCGGUAACCGUCAGCGGGUGUCCAGAUCUACAGGACUCCCAUGGAUACGUCCGGGGUCUGCUGUACCCGUCUGGCUUUGUGUUCACCGAGCUCGGCAGCCGCCGCCCAGGGUACGUCCAGGUGACCCAUGUGGUGCAAGUGGAUCCAUUGGGGAAGACGAAGCUUCCGCCAUGGAUUUACAAGCGCGGCAUGGCGACGCGGGUCAAGGGACUUCGCCAGGUGGGCCAUCAGCUUCGUCUGAACCGCCUCAGCCAAGCCGCGUUUCGAACCCCCGACCAGCUCGUACCGAAAGAUACCCGAACGAAAUGCUUCCUCUGCCAAUGUGCCUUCCGCCGCGUAUUUGUCAAGAAAUGCCGAUGUCGGCUCUGUGGUGAAGUCAUGUGCCACACGUGCUGCAAGCACUGGCCAUUGGUUGUGGCGGGAAUUCCCACGACAGUGCGCAUAUGCAGCAGCUGCGCCCUCAAGCCGAAUCUGCAAGAGUACAAGGCCCGGGGAAAUGUGAUGGAACUGCUACCGUUAAUGCAAUCGUCAUUGUCGAUAUCAGCAUCUCGAUCCACGGAAGGCGGCAGUAGCGCGCGACCGCCAUCGACUUCGACUUCGUCGGCAUCGUCAACUACCAACCCCCGCCACCUCGACAAACCACGAGUCGUCGUAGUAGGUACUAGUACUAGUAGUAGUAGUAGUAGUAGUAGCGGCAGUAGUAGCCGAGACCGAGCCAAGACCACCCCCGGCAGCAGCAGCGACGAUGCCCAUCCUUUGAUGGAAGAAGGAGAUGAGUACUAUUAUCACCACCGCCGCCACCACCGCAGCUUGGACGAGAUUGGUACGAUUGUGGGGCCGAUUGUACUGGAAGCAUCCGAGUUUGGAGAUGAAGACGACGGAAACUCGUCGGGACCUUGAGAAUUGUAUAACGUUACUACUACUGUAUCUUCGCAGUAACUAGUAGUACUAACGUUAAACUAAGCCAAUCACUGAUCCCUAACCACUGAAUAUGUAUACUCG